Molecule: messenger RNA, 2587 nt
Organism: Cyprinus carpio (common carp)
Lineage: Eukaryota; Metazoa; Chordata; Actinopteri; Cypriniformes; Cyprinidae
Product: src substrate cortactin-like
Exons: 14
Biological process (GO): regulation of actin filament polymerization
Cellular component (GO): plasma membrane; actin filament; lamellipodium
Molecular function (GO): actin filament binding
Source: RefSeq, a predicted model, not a curated record
CUCCUCCUCGUUCCCAGCUCAGGUGGUGCGGUCGGGUUUGGAGCAGGAAGUGGGAAGUGGAAGACUGUGGCCAGGAAAGCUGAAGACUUUUCUCUUUAUAACUAUUAUCACAUUCUCCAUAAGCGUUAUUUGCUUGAAGAAGACUUGCAUUAAGGAAGGCAUCGGAGGACACUGUCAUGUGGAAGGCAGCUGCUGGUCAGUCCGUCUCUGUUGCAGAGGAUGAUGGAGGAGAUGAUUGGGAAACUGACCCGGACUUUGAGAAUGAUGUGUCGGAGAAGGAGCAGCGCUGGGGAGCCAAGACUGUGGCAGGCUCCGGACAUCAGGAGCACAUCAAUAUUCAUAAGCUGCGUGAGAGAGUGUCGUCUGAACACAGUGAGCUGAAGCAGAAGGAGCUGGAGCACAUGCCCAGAGCGUCUCACGGUUACGGAGGGAAGUUCGGACUGCAGCAGGACCGCAUGGAUAAGUCUGCCGUGGGACACGAGUAUCAGAGCAAGCUGUCCAAACACUGUUCCCAGACGGACACCUCCAAGGGUUUCGGAGGUAAAUUCGGCGUGGAAGCUGACCGUGUUGACCAGUCUGCCGUGGGCUUCGAGUAUGCUGGAAAGACAGAAUUCUUUCUCUCAUACGUCAACAACAAUGGGUUCGGGGGCCGCUACGGCGUGCAGGCGGAUCGUGUGGACCAUGCAGAGCGUUUCGUCUUUGGCUCAUGAUGUGUUGUUUCAGACUACACCACGGGGUUCGGGGGCCGCUACGGCGUGCAGGCGGAUCGUGUGGACCGCAGCGCUGUGGGCUUCGACUAUCAGGGGAAAACAGAGAAGCACGAGUCACAGAAAGAUUACGCCAAAGGCUUCGGUGGCAGAUUUGGAGUGGAGACGGAUAAAGUGGACAGGAGCGCUGUGGGCUUCGAGUACCAGGGAAAGACUGAGAAACACGAGUCUCAGAAAGACUAUGUGAGGGGCUUCGGGGGGAAGUUCGGCGUUCAGACGGACCGUCAGGAUAAGUCUGCGGUGGGAUGGGAUCAUCAGGAGAAGCUGCAGCUGCACGAGUCACAGAAGGAUUAUGCCAAAGGAUUCGCUCUCAUGCCUACUUCUCCUAGCGCCGGCACGUUUGAGGAGGUGGAGAAGCCGAGCGCGGCGUAUCAGAAGACCCGUCCGGUGGAAGCAGCUGGCAGCGGUGCUGGAAGUAUUAAAGCUCGCUUUGAGAACAUGGCGAAGCAGAAUGAGGAGGAGGACCGGAAGAGAGCAGAAGAGGAGCGCGCUAGACGACAGGCCAAAGAGAAGCAGGGACUGAACAUAACACACCUAUUGAAGUGUUGUGAUGUUCAGGCGGAGCCCGUGGGUGAGGCGGUGGAGAACGGUGCAAACAUCUACGAGGUGGAGCCGGUCUCAGCAGAACCCACAUAUGAAGAACCGGUCCUGGAAGACCUGUACCAGAGCCCUGAGCCGGACGAGCAGAACCAGACCGCAGGCGCUCAGUCGUAUGAGUAUGGGGAGGAUCUUGGCGUGACUGCCGUGGCUCUGUACGACUAUCAGGCCGCGGGUGACGACGAGAUCUCCUUCGAUCCGGACGACAUCAUCACAAACAUCGAGAUGAUCGACGAGGGCUGGUGGAGGGGCGUGUGCCGCGGCGCAUACGGACUCUUCCCGGCCAACUACGUAGAAGUCCGACAAUAGACUCGCUCCAUGCACUCUUCACACAGCAGAGCUCAUGCUUCCAGUCCAUUAUCAGGGCUGCUUUCUCUUCUUUCACUGUAGUAUGUCGGGCGUUCUCUGGUCUUUCUGCUUCCUUCAGCUCAACUCUCACUUCCUGUUUCACAUCAGUAGGUGUGUGUGCUUUAGUGGAUCCAGCUGCCGUCAGAGAUUUUAUAACACUUCUGAGAAAGUUUAUUAACUCACACAUAUAUAUAUACAUGAGUGUGUGAAAUAAGAGACCGUACAGUCCAAAGAUCUGAGAUCUUCUGGCUUGUUUUAGAGAAAUAAUGUCCUUUGUCGUGAACACAGAUGGCUUCUUUGACUCCUAAAGCUGCGUCCGUACGAACACUUUAACCUCAUCUCCGUGUCUCUGUGCAGUGUUGGAAUACGGAGAACCUGAAUUGAUAAGUUUGAAAAUAUGAUCAUAAUCAAUGAAGGCCAAAAUAUACUGCCCUAAUACGUCACUGCUAUCACGUGUGUGUACAGGAUGAGCAGACAUUCCAUCGCCGUGUUUGAAACCAUUUAUAAAAAUCAGUUUGGUGGUAUUUGAAGGGUUGUGUAUUAAAAUCAGAUGUAGCGUGAACUAUGUCUGUCUGAUUUGCAUCGUCUCUGCGCUUCUCUGUGUUCUGAUUCAUCUGGACUCGAUGUGGCAGACUGAUGCCGAGCUCUUUGAGAGAGCAUGACAUCUGUCUGUGACCACUGAAUUAUAUCGAAUGACCUGGUGUCACACAGGUGCAGGGGAGUUCAUUCUGUUUAAUGGCUUAGCAGCAACUAAUCUGUGUUUUGCAAUUUUAGUUAAGUAACCUUUUCAAACAAAUUAUGUGCUUAUCUACACUGGCUCUCUUUACAAAGCUGUUUUAUAAGAAAUAUCAUUUAAGAAUAAAAAAUAAAACUAG